GCUUUUGCCUUUCUGGCUUUCUGCUCUGUUCUCAUGGAGUUAACUAAAUUCUUCAACUAUGGUUCUGUUGUUCUUGUAAUUUCAGGUAUGGUUAAUUCGAUUGGGAUCAAUUAUGGACAAAUAGCAGAUAAUCUUCCACCGCCGGAAAACGUAGUGCCGCUCGUGAAAUCUAUCGGAGCCACCAAAGUUAAACUCUACGAUGCGGAUGCCAGAGUACUUAGCUCAUUCGCGAACACCGGCGUCGAAUUCAUCAUUGGUUUAGGCAACGAGGAUUUAGGCAACAUGCGAGAUCCGAACAAUGCACAAGCUUGGGUUAAACAAAACGUUCAAUCCCACUUACCCGACACGAAAAUCACCUGCAUCUUCGUCGGGAACGAGGUUCUCACUUUCAACGACACUUCUCUCUCCGACAACCUUCUCCCCGCAAUGCAAAGCGUUCACACGGCGCUAGUAAACCUCGGACUCGACAAACAGGUGACUGUCACCACCGCACAUUCCUUAGCCAUCCUUCAAACGUCGUACCCGCCUUCAGCCGGAGCUUUCCGUGAAGAUCUAAUCGACAUUUUAAGCCAAACUUUGAGCUUUCAUCAGAAAACAGGGUCACCUUUUCUGAUCAAUGCGUAUCCAUUCUUUGCUUAUAAGGGAAACCCAAAGCAAGUUUCGUUGGAUUUUGUUCUGUUUCAGCCAAACCAAGGGGUUAUCGAUCCGGCGACGAAUUUGCACUACGACAACAUGCUGUACUCUCAAAUCGACGCCGUUUACUCAGCUUUAGCUUCGUUGGGUUACAAGAAACUUCCUGUUUAUAUAUCGGAAACUGGGUGGCCUUCAAAGGGAGACGAAGAUGAAUCCGGAGCAACACCCGAAAAUGCCGAGAAAUACAAUGGAAAUUUGAUUAAAUUGAUGUCUAAAAACACAGGGACGCCAAUGAGACCCGAUUCGGAUCUUAAUAUUUAUGUUUUUGCUCUGUUUAACGAGAAUAUGAAACCAGGACCAACUUCAGAGAGGAAUUAUGGGUUAUUUAAGCCUGACGGAACGCCGGCUUAUGCUCUCGGAAUUACUAAUAGCAAUGAUUCGACCGCCGGUGGAAGUAUUGGUAAUGGACUGACGACGCCUUUUUCUCCGACGAGUUCUUCCACUGGUUAUUUGUCUAUUUCUUCAGCGACGGUAAGGGGAAGAUAUGAACUCGUCGGGCAUGUGUUGAUGGCGUCACUGUUGUUGAUAAAAAUAGUGGUGUAGA
This is a messenger RNA of Hibiscus syriacus, 1237 nucleotides long. Its product is annotated as glucan endo-1,3-beta-glucosidase 11-like. Bases 34 to 1236 code for a protein of 400 amino acids. NCBI's taxonomy places the organism in Eukaryota, Viridiplantae, Streptophyta, Magnoliopsida, Malvales, Malvaceae. Gene Ontology annotation, cellular component: plasma membrane. Gene Ontology annotation, biological process: carbohydrate metabolic process. Gene Ontology annotation, molecular function: hydrolase activity, hydrolyzing O-glycosyl compounds. The record is from RefSeq and is a predicted model, not a curated record. The transcript is spliced from 3 exons.